GAAAGAGGAGCAGCCGGGCCCAUCUGAAAGGGAGUCCCUCCUGGAACCCAGCACCCAGGAGGUCACCCUGAAGGACCUGCGGAGGAGCCUGCGCCCUGGUGGCCCUGGGCGGCUCCGUUACUGCACAUCGAGAUGACCACAGCCACCCCGUUGGGGGGUAACACCAUCUUCUCACUGAACAUGACCACCAGAGGAGAAGACUUUCUGUACAAGAGUUCUGGCGCCAUCAUUGCUGCUGUUGUGGUGGUUGUCAUCAUCAUCUUCACCGUGGUUCUGAUCUUACUGAAGAUGUACAACAGGAAAAUGAGAACGAGACGGGAGCUGGAACCCAAGGGCCCCAAGCCAGCUUCCCCUUCUGCCCUGGGCGCAAACAGCAAUAGCAGCCAACAGCCUGCAACGGUGACCUUCAGCCCUGUUGAUGUCCACAUGGAGACUCGGUGA
Budorcas taxicolor (takin) is the source of this 441-nucleotide messenger RNA. RefSeq names its product non-compact myelin associated protein (gene NCMAP). The transcript has 4 exons. Gene Ontology annotation, molecular function: structural constituent of myelin sheath. Gene Ontology annotation, cellular component: Schmidt-Lanterman incisure; plasma membrane; paranode region of axon. Bases 133 to 441 code for a protein of 102 amino acids. Gene Ontology annotation, biological process: peripheral nervous system myelin formation; regulation of myelination. The record is from RefSeq and is a predicted model, not a curated record. Lineage: Eukaryota; Metazoa; Chordata; Mammalia; Artiodactyla; Bovidae.